Striga asiatica is the source of this 624-nucleotide messenger RNA. NCBI's taxonomy places the organism in Eukaryota, Viridiplantae, Streptophyta, Magnoliopsida, Lamiales, Orobanchaceae. The record is from the annotation of a GenBank genome assembly.
AUGGCCCUACACUACCCCACAGCGACCCAGACGUUCUACCCCAACAGGCGCCUUCGUGGUUCAUCGAGUAUCAGACGCGUCAAGAUGAGUACAUGCGAGCCAUUCACGCCGAGGUCAGCUCGUGCAAUGCGCGAGUGGAGGCCUACAUUACUGAAAAUGACAGACGUUGGGAUCAGUGGAAAGAGCAUAGUGAGAAGCAUGAGGCCCGUUGGGACAAUUGGGAAGCACAGCACCGAAUAUGGGAAGAACAAAGGCGGCACCAAAGGCUCCUCCCAAAGACACGGGCAAACGCAAGAACGUAGCAACUCAACUCGAUUCACCGAGGAGGUUGUGACUGGUAGCAACUCAACUCGAUUCAACUCGAUUCCCGAUCUCUGCACAACCUUCACGCUCGUAACGGGGUGCCGCCAGCCACCGGCUACUCAGGGAGCGCCGCCGCAAUCGCCAGCCGUGAUAUGCACGGCCUGCCACCGUCGUCCCGUCGGAGAGCCGCCGUGCACAGUCCUUAGCCACCACCAAUCGCCUCCAACCGGCGCAACACUCAGCCACGCACAUAGCCACCACUCGAUCUCACCGCCAACAGCCGCCGCUCGACUUGCCGUCGCUCUGCCCGCCACUGUUUGA